Molecule: messenger RNA, 6020 nt
Organism: Carassius carassius (crucian carp)
Lineage: Eukaryota; Metazoa; Chordata; Actinopteri; Cypriniformes; Cyprinidae
Gene: atp11a
Product: ATPase phospholipid transporting 11A
Exons: 32
Coding region: 599-4132 (1177 amino acids)
Biological process (GO): phospholipid translocation
Cellular component (GO): endoplasmic reticulum; plasma membrane; recycling endosome
Molecular function (GO): magnesium ion binding; ATPase-coupled intramembrane lipid carrier activity; ATP binding
Source: RefSeq, a predicted model, not a curated record
GGCCAUGUCAUCACCUUACACCGGUUUAUUUCUGGGGACUGAUUGGCAGUAACUGGACGGGGUCGGGGAGUUAACGGACACCGGAGGGCGGGCUGAACUAUCCCCGUGGGCGGGUGGGUGUAGCCGAGGAGUGCGCGUGCGCUCACGGUGCUCGUGACGUUCCGGUGCUAACCGACGGAGUGCUCUACUACACACCGAGAAGAAGUAGAGCGAGAGCGGCAGAACACCAGAGGGACGCUGGACGAGGAAGAAGUGGCCAGUCCCUUAAUAUAUUAAGACAAAACCUGGGGAAACGAGAGCUGCUUGUUUUUCUCCUCAGUCGGUGAAUGUGUUUGUAUUUGAAACAUGUCACUAUGACAACGUUUGGAUUUCACACAGUAGCCUUCUUCUUCAUCAUCUCAGUAACAGGCGCUGCUCGGUAACGUUAGAUAUCAUAACCACAGCAGUCGCGUAGGACUGUCAGUCGUCAAGCCUUGUAGAAAAAGAAGCCGUAGAAGACCGUCAUGGAUCAGAGACUUGAUACAGUGAUCAGCUAGCGUCUUGUGCACCCAUUCUUCAAGAUCAGAGGAGAAAGCGAAGACAGCGCACCUGGAGCAGGAUGGAUUUGAGCAGCAUCAGGAAGCUCAUCACUCGAUACUGUACAGGGGAGGAGAGCUGGGUGGACAGCAGGACAGUUUAUAUUGGACAGAAAGAGCCUCCACCAGGAACAGAAGCAUACAUUCCACAGAGAUUUCCUGACAACAGAAUUGUAUCCUCAAAGUAUACUUUCUGGAAUUUUAUACCGAAGAAUCUCUUUGAGCAGUUCAGAAGAAUCGCCAAUUUCUAUUUUCUGAUCAUCUUUCUAGUGCAGCUGAUCAUUGACACACCUACCAGUCCUACGACCAGCGGUCUGCCUCUUUUCUUUGUCAUCACUGUCACAGCCAUUAAACAGGGCUAUGAGGACUGGAUCAGGCACAAAGCGGACAACGCUAUAAACCAAUGUCCAGUCCACGUCAUCCAGCAUGGCAAAGUUGUACGCAAACAGAGUCAAAGGUUACGGGUGGGUGAUAUUGUCCAGGUUAAAGAGAAUGAGACAUUUCCAUGUGACCUCAUACUGCUCUCCACCAGUAGAGAAGAUGGAACAUGUUUCGUCACGACAGCCAGCUUAGAUGGAGAGUCCAGCCAUAAGACCUAUUAUGCAGUUCAGGACACAAAGGCAUUCAACACAGCGGAGGAGGUGGACACACUACACGCUACUAUAGAAUGUGAACAACCCCAGCCAGACCUGUACAAAUUUGUGGGACGCAUCAAUAUUUAUUUGGAUCGAGAAGAGCCCAUCGCAAGACCCCUGGGUUCUGAGAACCUGCUGCUACGUGGAGCCACACUGAAAAACACAGAAUACGUACAUGCUGUGGCCAUCUAUACGGGCAUGGAAACCAAGAUGGCCCUCAACUACCAGUCCAAGUCUCAGAAACGCUCUGCUGUUGAAAAGUCUAUGAACGCCUACCUGAUCGUGUACCUCUGCAUUCUGAUCAGUAAAGCUCUGAUCAAUACUGUCCUGAAGUAUGCCUGGCAGGCCAACCCAAACCGAGAUGAGCCCUGGUACAACCAGAAAACUGAGACUGAGAGGCAACGGCAUGUAUUAAUCCGGGCAUUCACAGACUUCCUCGCCUUCAUGGUUCUGUUCAACUACAUCAUUCCUGUGUCCAUGUAUGUGACUGUGGAGAUGCAGAAGUUCCUUGGCUCGUACUUCAUCCUGUGGGACGAUGACAUGUUUGACGAGGAGCUCGGAGAGGGACCGCUCGUCAAUACCUCAGAUCUCAACGAGGAACUUGGACAGGUAGAAUAUGUCUUCACAGACAAGACUGGUACUUUGACAGAAAAUAACAUGGAGUUGAGGGAGUGUUGUGUGGAUGGGCAUGUUUAUGUGCCACAUGCCAUCUGUAACGGGCAGAUCUUACCUGGAGCUGCCGAAAUGGAUAUGAUCGACUCCUCUCCAGGCGUAGAUGGAAAGGAGCGAGAGGAGCUGUUUUUCCGUGCAUUGUGCCUCUGUCACACAGUCCAGGUGAAGGAGGAGGAGACGGUGGAUGGCAUUAAGAGAGGAAUCCAUCAGGGCAAAUCCACCUCCUUCUACAUCUCCUCCUCUCCAGACGAGGUUGCACUGGUGGAGGGCAUGAAAAGGUUGGGCUUCACCUAUCUCCGUCUGAAGGACAGUCACAUGGAGAUCCUCAACAGAGAGGAUGAGAUGGAGAGAUUUGAGCUGUUGGAAGUGCUGAACUUUGAUUCAGUGAGGAGGAGAAUGAGUGUUAUCGUAAGAUCAAGCUCAGGAGAGUACUAUUUGUUCUGUAAAGGGGCGGAUUCUUCUGUUUUCCCACGGGUGGUUUCUGGAAAGGUGGAGCAGGUCAGAGCGCGAGUAGAGCAAAAUGCUGUGGAGGGCUUACGGACUCUUUGUGUUGCUUAUAAGAAGCUGACUCAUGAGGAGUAUGUGGAAACGUGCCAUCUCCUCAACAGAGCUAAACUAGCUUUGCAGGAUCGCGACAAGAAACUGGCUGAAGCUUAUGAUGUCAUUGAAAAGGAUUUCAUCCUGCUUGGAGCCACGGCUGUGGAAGAUAGGCUGCAGGAUAAAGCAGCCGACACCAUUGAGUCCCUGCACAAGGCUGGUAUGAAGGUUUGGGUCCUCACAGGGGACAAAAUGGAGACGGCAGCAGCCACAUGUUAUGCUAGCAAGUUGUUCCAUCGCAAUACACAAAUCCUGGAACUGACAACCAAGCGGACAGAGGAGCAGAGUCUCCAUGACGUCCUGUUCGAUCUGAGCAGAACUGUCUUGAGACAGCAUGGCAGCAUGACCAGGGACACUUUCUCAGGGCUCUCAGGUGAUUACCAAGACUAUGGUCUGAUAAUCGAUGGGGCGACACUCUCAGCUGUUCUGAAGCCACCACAGGAAGGAACCAGCAACGGAGGGAACUAUAAGGAGAUUUUCCUGGAAAUCUGCAGGAACUGCAGUGCUGUUCUCUGCUGCCGCAUGGCACCCUUACAAAAAGCACAGAUUGUUAAGAUGAUAAAAACAUCAAAAGAACGCCCCAUCACACUGGCCAUCGGGGACGGAGCCAAUGACGUCAGCAUGAUUCUGGAAGCUCACGUGGGCAUAGGGAUCAUGGGUAAAGAGGGGCGUCAGGCGGCCCGUAACAGCGACUAUGCAAUUACCAAAUUCAAACAUCUGAAGAAGAUGCUGCUGGUACACGGACACUACUACUACAUCAGGAUCGCUGAGCUGGUCCAGUACUUCUUCUAUAAGAAUGUGUGCUUCAUCUUCCCUCAGUUUCUCUAUCAGUUCUUCUGUGGCUUCUCUCAGCAGCCACUCUAUGACACGGCAUAUCUGACCUUGUACAAUAUAAGCUUCACCUCAUUACCCAUCCUCCUCUACAGUCUGAUGGAGCAGCACAUCAACAUGGACAUCCUCAAACGGGACCCUACUCUCUAUAGAGAUAUUGCCAAGAAUUCCCUCCUGAGAUGGCCCACCUUCAUCUACUGGACAUUUCUGGGGGUUUUUGAUGCCUUGGUCUUCUUCUUUGGUGCUUUCUUCCUUUUCGACAACACAACCUUCACCAGCAAUGGACAGCUAAUGGCCACCAACACACAGAUGAUGUUUGGAAACUGGACCUUUGGAACACUGGUAUUCACUGUCCUGGUGUUCACGGUCACACUAAAGCUUGCCCUGGACACACAUUACUGGACGUGGAUCAACCACUUUGUCAUAUGGGGGUCACUGCUUUUCUAUGUCAUCUUCUCCCUCCUGUGGGGAGGCAUCAUUUGGCCUUUCCUGAACUAUCAGAGGAUGUACUAUGUGUUCAUGCAGAUGUUGUCCAGCGGUCCUGCAUGGCUCAGUAUCAUUCUGCUGAUUAUAGUCAGUCUUCUGCCUGAUGUGGUGAAGAAAGUGUUGUGUAGAGCUCUUUGGCCCACCACCACAGAGAGAAUACAGAAUGCCGAUAAGUUAUAUAAGGGCCACCUGUCCGAGUUCACCCCCCUGUCCUCCCUCCAUGCUCCACCUGUGCGGAAACACGACAGACAAGGCAACGAAAACCAGAACCACACCCAUCGCAGAACAAACUGGUGUUGCUUUUGUGCAAACCUGUUAUCGAGGAACACUCCAUAGGCUGCAAUUGUCUUUGUCCGAUUGCAUUUUCUCGUGAUGAUGCCAGUCACCCAUUUCACCAUUUUAACCAUCAUCCAUGACAGAGAGAGAAAGCAGGUGAUGUCAAAGACUAUCAAGACCACUGUUUUGAUGGUUAUCCAAGCUUCUUGUGGGUAGGUGCCUUCUGGUGCUUUUUAACCUCAAUGUAUGUUCAUGCGUUCAGUUCAGUGAAGCGUACACAUACAUGUGUUUUCAUUGCCCGUCAGUCGGCCUGCAACGGAGAAUGUCAGAUUGAAAAAUGGCGUUAUGGGUAUAGAUAGUUUGUUAAAAGGUUUAAGGUGAUUUUGGGGGGUUAAUGUUGAUGAAAUGUCACAGAAUAGUAAAAACAGAAUGUCCUUUUUCAUGCACACAUUAUAUCUAUAUAUAGAAUAUAUUGAUGAGUAUAUUGAUGUCAAGGUUUACAAAGGCUGAGUGGAUGAAUGAAUGACAUAAUUGCCUAACAUGUCGACUGAAUAACUUUGUUUCUGGUCCAAAAGUGUAUUAUUUUAUUUGUAUGAAUGUAAAAUCUGUCAAAUACUGUCUAUUUUAUUGUUUAUCGAGGUCUGAACUUUGCAUGCCGUGUGAUGCCGUAGGACCAACCACUGAGCUUUAUCAAGCAUUUGAGUCAUAUUUUCAUUUAUAAAAAACACUUUAAUAAUUUUGGUUCACAUUUUCAGUCUAGUCCAAGAGAUUCAAAUCUACGAUAACGAGUACUAAUCAAUGCUGGCAAAUCUGAAACAAAACAAGAAUGUGCUUAUACUUAGAUUCUCAAAUUAUGAUUUUUAAGUAGCCUAGAUGAAUAAAAUAGGAGUAAACUAGUUCAUUUCAUGUUUUUUACUGUUAUUUUUGUUUUGCAUUCUACUGUAUUUCCUGUUUUUGUUCACUUUUACAGUUCUUUCUGGCUUCCUGAAUGUAACAAAGAAAAAAGCCGCUAUUGUGCACUAAACAAAAAUCGCAUAGCGUUAAUUGGAUAGCCGUGAAUGACAAGUACAAACUACCAUAGCUAAAAGAAGGUGGUUCUAGAACAAAUGUCCCUUCACAAAUGUUUUUUCUUCUUGUUUCUAACAAACUGUUGUUUUAAAUCAGAACAAUUUUUUUGUAAUGUAGGAAUAAUUUGAUAACUGAACGCUAUCUGCCUCAGGGGUGCGUUCAGGCACUGGCAAACACUGUAUUCUGUCUAAAAAGGCUAUAUGAAAUAGGUAUUUUGUAUAUCUUGUGAAAAAAAACAAAUCUUUUUGCUACUUUUGUAUCUAGAGGAUGAAGAGAUCUACUUACAGUUACAGAGUAAGAAUGUUACGGUUCAGUUCUAAAACAACCAAAUGUAAGGUCAUGGGAGAUGUCCACUUCAGUAAAGAUUAAAAUGUAAAAAAAUAGCUUUAACAGUCUGUUAUUUUUGUUUGAUGAUUUUAAAUAUUUUUGAGUUAGUUUUAAAAAUGAUGCAUGGUCAUUGCUCACACUGACUGUAGGAAAUCCACUCACUGUUUUUAAAGCAGGUGUGACCAAAUAUCUGAUUAGAUGUCUACUGCUAUAACUGAAGGCUUUAUUGCCUGUAGUGGGGCUUCAUCUGUGCCAGCCUAUUCAGAUUAACUAAAUAUCUAAAGCUUUUAUUGUUUUAUCUGCACAAAGUGUGAUGUUGCUCAUAAAUUUAUUAUAUAUACAAUAUAUAUGUAUACUACUGUACACUUUACAGCAUAUACGUAUGUAGUAAUAUUCAUGUACAGUUUGGGCUCCUUUUGUAUAAAGUUUUUAAAAAGUUGAUAAAGUAUCUGUAGAUAUGUGAAUUUUUGCCCGUUUUUUUUUUCUGUAGCUAUUAACGGCAAGAAAAAGUAAACAUGCUUGUAAAUAAAGAAAGAGAUUUAAAUGUUUGAAA